Helianthus annuus (common sunflower) is the source of this 1305-nucleotide messenger RNA. RefSeq names its product SH3 domain-containing protein C23A1.17-like. The record is from RefSeq and is a predicted model, not a curated record. The transcript has 2 exons. Bases 1 to 1305 code for a protein of 434 amino acids. NCBI's taxonomy places the organism in Eukaryota, Viridiplantae, Streptophyta, Magnoliopsida, Asterales, Asteraceae.
AUGACCGGCGUUAAUCCUACUACCGUCCGUCAUGCAAUCGAAUUGUCUACUACCCUGAUUGAGUCGCAAGUCAGGAAGGGAAAACUUACCCGUAAGGGGGACAAGAAGAAGUCGGCUGUUUCUGAGAAAGACAAGAAAAAGGGUAAGGGUAAGGGUAAGGAAGGUGAGACGACAAAGAAGUCGAGGAAGCGGAAGGAUGCUCAGAAUUUUGCUGUUACAACACAGAUUGAUCAAAACUCACCGGCUCAGCCACCUGCGAAAAAGGUGUAUGCUGGUACCGCACCUCAUUGUGCACGCUGCGACGGUCAUCACGUUGCACAACAAGCUUACACCAUGGCAUCUUCUGAUAGUGGAGUGUCCAACACGAUCGACCCUAUGGCCAUUACCUCGGAUGACGAGAUAGCCACGGACCCAGAGGUUUAUACCUCAGACACCACGAGCACCGAUGAAGAUGAUUUUCACCUUUUUGCCCUACCAGUCUUUGGAGACGACUUGCCCUUAGCUGAUGGUCCACCGGGAGAGGAACUGCCCCUUGUCCCAAUCCCUGCCCCUCUCCCAUUUGCCGCAGUUCCCUUUGAGGAACAGCCUCUCGACGCGUUACCCGAUGGCGACAUCGAUCUACUUAUCGAGGGUCCCCCAGAGGGAGACCAGGAUGGCGGGGCCCCGAUGGAGGACGAUGUUCCACUAGUUGAUAUCCCAGUUGUUGACCCCGUUGUUCCUAUGGUUGAGAUUCCUGCUGUUGACGCCCUUGUUGUGCCACCUGUCGAGGCUCCUAUUGAGGAGGCCUUACCCGAUCCGUCCGUUUCCUACCCGUUUGAGUCAGCAUCAUCUGCCACUAUUCACGCCCAGGACGUGCAGCACUACUCCACCGACAUUGAUUCAGACAUGGCGAUGUCUGCUGCACCCAUUGCUUUCCAUGACUUUGAUUCGGAGCAUGAGGUCGAGUUUUUACCUAAUGAGCCUGUUCCUGCUGAUCCAGAGCUUGGAGUCGCACCUGAGCCUAUUUUCGCUCCCGACCCAAUUCCUGUUGAUGCACCAGUCGUUGCACCACCUGUCACUAAUGCACCCGUCAUUGCACCACCAGCUGCUGAGAUCCCAGAUGUAGCACCUAUACCUGACCCCAUGCCCAUUUUUGAUGACUUUGCACCGUUUGCUACUCAUAUUGACCCGAGAUACGCUGACACCCGUAACGGGUGGAUUGAGGAUGAUGAUGAUUAUCCUCCAUUUGUUCUACCCGUCACCCCACCUGCCGCACCUAUUUCCGCUCCCGUUGAUGUUCCACCUUUUUCACCCACAUGUAUCUGA